AUGUUAUUCAGCUUUUUAAUUUUAUUGCAGGAGCAGGAAGAGGUACACCCAGAGGAGGUACUGGCAGGCCCUGUUGUGGGGGAAGCCCCGCGUCCUAUUGCUCAGGAAGAAGAAAUAACACUGGUUGACUGGUUCCCUGUAUUGGAGGCGGGCAACCUCCACUUCGAAGGACUCAGGCACUUCCAAGGCACCAUAACGAGAUACACAACAGCAGCAGUGAAGACUAGAGUCGGCCAGGGCCAGAGCUGCAGUCACGUCAGGCUCACCGAUGGCAACACUUGCCAUCUGCUUGGCUGUUUGCGUGAUGUUAAUAAUCAUGUGCCCACGAGUGGUGGCCACGCCAGUGCCACCGCCCCUUCCUUCACGUCCACCAGCCCGAGAAGCCGAUCUACCAUACGUGUUGAUGCAGCCGACGUCGCUACCGAUUCCGAGUACGCUGGAACCGGCACCAGUCACGAUGCCGCCUUCUCCGGGACCCGUCACACUGUAACACACCCCCAGGUCUACGACACCUAUGGAUGCUGCUCCGGAGUUUUCACCCAUCAUCUCGUCCAGGAGGCACGUUCCACGCACGAGCUUCUAUCCUGGACAUUUUCGACCAUACUCUCGUGUCUCUCUGCGGGAUCUUCUCGGGGCCUCAAAAGAGGCCAUGGUGUCUCCGCACUGUCCAUAUCUCCAAGGACGUGAGUGUUUUUUUUUUUUUUUUUCAAGGGGGGAAAAGUGUUGUGACAGUGCCACGACAUUUAACAGUGCCGCCACGACAGUACGCGCAAACGGCGAUAGAGGCGCUCCGCAACUCGGCUGAGCGCGGGAGCGUCACCUAGCUACGAACGGCGCCAGCCACAUGUCACGGCAUGGCAGUCGAAUAAGAGAUACUGAGUUGUUAUCAUGUAACCAGCUAUUGUUUCUAAGUGAGAGUGUUUGAAUAACCACGCAAUUAUUGGUGAUUAAAUGUUAUAACAGUGUUGGUUCUGAGUGAGUUACUUGCAAAUGAGAAUUUCGUUCAUGGCAAAAAAAUUGUAGCACUUCCUGCAAACUUCGCUGGCUACGAUCGCAUAUAAUGUGUGUGUUUACACGUCUUGUAGACUUAAAACUUUUGUACAUUUUAUAUA
This is a messenger RNA of Schistocerca nitens (vagrant locust), 1112 nucleotides long. RefSeq lists its product as uncharacterized. The coding region runs from base 1 to 687 and encodes 228 amino acids. The transcript is spliced from 5 exons. The record is from RefSeq and is a predicted model, not a curated record. NCBI's taxonomy places the organism in Eukaryota, Metazoa, Arthropoda, Insecta, Orthoptera, Acrididae.